Rhopilema esculentum is the source of this 10545-nucleotide messenger RNA. RefSeq lists its product as uncharacterized. NCBI's taxonomy places the organism in Eukaryota, Metazoa, Cnidaria, Scyphozoa, Rhizostomeae, Rhizostomatidae. Gene Ontology annotation, molecular function: RNA polymerase II cis-regulatory region sequence-specific DNA binding; DNA-binding transcription factor activity, RNA polymerase II-specific. Gene Ontology annotation, biological process: regulation of transcription by RNA polymerase II. The record is from RefSeq and is a predicted model, not a curated record. Gene Ontology annotation, cellular component: nucleus.
AAUGCUUAAUGAAAUGUUACAAAGCAGUGAGGUUGUGAAGCCAUGUAUUAAAUGCAAAACUGGGUACGUUAUUAUUCAAAAAACAAAUUACUGAUUUUGAGAAAUACCUGAAAGCCAAUAGAAAUUCUUGAAUUUUUCAAUAGGAUUGCUGAUCCGGAAUACUUUGAAGUGAAUACACUCUGUCACUUAGAAGUGCUGUUUUUCUUCUUGCAAAGUAUUUCCACAAUUUAGACUGGAAGUUCCUCGAGAAUUUUGUUCUAAGUAUAAUUGAGUUAGAAAUUGACAAAGAAUUUGCAAUUAAAAUAGAGAAAAUUUUACUUCGCUUGGUGUUCAGAUAGAUGAAGAUGCUCAUAUCGAUAAAAUCAGUUUGAUGCUCAUAUCGAUAAGAUCUGUAAAAAGCUGAUCUCAUUGCAUUUUGUUUUUCUGGGCGAUUCAUUUCUGGUCUUUACAAAGAAAUAAUAUACUUGUUUAAACUUUUCUAUCGUCUUGCAUUUGUAAUUACCUUAUCAAUAUAUUUUAAUUGCUUUGAGCUUUGCUUUUGCAUGAUUAAGAAUAAAGUUUUCCUUUACGAGGCCCUAUUUUUCACAUGCCGUAGAAACUCUAUUAAGCCCCACUCUCUUUUAAGCCCCCCCUCUUGAGCCCCUGAUGUCAAGCAAAAGUGUGCAUGGAGUGGGUCUCUUGACGGGUGAUUUUCAUAACAAAAAAAGCACAAGGGCAUUUUUAUAACCAUUUUUACAUUGAAUUAUUAAUAAGCCCCCCCCCUCUCUAAUAAGCCCCUUUAGGACUGACAAAAAUAAAUAACCAUCUGGGGGCUUUAUAUAGCUUUUACGUUAAUGCAGCAUUUUUAAGUAGAACCCUACGUACACCCUCUCUUAGCAGAACACAAGGGAUUACAGAACCAUAAACAAACUUUUAGAUUUUCUAAGGAAACAUUGCAUUUUCCUUUUCGUUAAAAUGUUUCAAUCCCCUAUCCCUAAACUUACGCUCCUAUAUUUAAGUCUUGCGCUAUUCGUUGUACCAAAUAACUCUGGGGACAGUAUCUGGGUUAAAACUUGUAGGGUAUGCUUAAACGCUGGAUGUUCUGUCCGUGGGAUUCUGAAUUAAAUUGCAUAAAUAAUUAUAACAACAUACUAUAAAAGGCGAUUCUGCAAUCGGGCAGCAUUUACUGGAAAACCCAGAUUAUGCAAAAAACUAUAAUGGCGACAUGUUUCGGAUUAUUGGUAAAGCCCGAUCGUCGUCCCAUCUAGCAGUUUUGGAAUCUAUCUACAUAAACAUUAAAAAAAAUUUGUAGACAGAAGGAGUUCGCUUUAACCUUAGGACUCCAUUGGUAACAUUUUUAAUAGGCAAGCUCCAAUAAUUGGGCAACUUCAACAGUCAUGUGCUCACGUUUCUGAUUGGCCUAUUUAGAUCCACAAUUGGGCACAUUUCCUAGCGUAUUGUUUUGAUCUAUGUUCUGACGUUUUAUACUCUGAAGAGUGACAGACGAAAAGGUUCAGCAUUUUCUAAAAUGUAUGUUUUUUUCAAAGCCAUUUUCAAGCACUAAUAAUUCGCCCCAGCAUAUAGGGCUUCAUCAGAGUAUCUGGGUUGCUCACAAUUUGUAGCCUAAUAAAACGUGUGAUACUGUUGUACACCAAAUCGAACGAUGUUAGUUUUUGAACUUUGACAUUUUGAACUCGGACUAUUGUAGGCUAUAAAAUAGAUAUUUGGCAAACACUUUAUUUCCGGAUAACUUCACUGUUAAUCAUCUAUGCUUCUUUUGGUUUUAGGUCUUACGUGUUUUCAGCUGAUUGGUUGUUAUUAAUACUUGUAAAAUGCUUGUAUCUAUAAAUACACUUUAGUAGUUUUAAGAGGGAGGCUUUUUGGGAGAAGCAUCUUGCUGUUUGUUCAAAGUGCUGACGAAAGAAGUCGUUGUCUCUCUGUUCCUCUCUGCCACAAGUCGAGUUGAAAAGGGCCGUGAGUUAUUUUAUUUAUACUUAGUUGCACUGUAGUUAAAGUGUAGUAUAACAAUACAGGCUCGUCGGUACCGGGGGGCUGGGGGGGCUAGAGCCCCCCAAUAAUUGUCAACCUGUAGUAUGUUUCCUUUGUAACAGUGUACGGAAUGAGAAGGAAUACAAUGGGCAGCCCCCCCCCCCUAAACAUGAAUUUCGUUCGGACGGCACUGUGAUAAUUAUUGACAAUGUAUGUAUGCAAGAUAUACUUUGUAACUGACAAUUUUAUGCUGAAAAGUUUCGCGAGUUCCUUCAAACUUCAAAACGAGACGAUCUCGUAUUGGAAACAUCUGUUCAUGCCUUUGAUUUGUGCCGACAAAAUGGAAGAAUGCGGGACCUAAAAGAUCUACCUGAAAAUGGAAAAGCGCUAUAAUAUGCUUUCACAAGAUAAGGUUUUUGAUAGUAACAUCAUUUUGGACUAUGAAAACCAUGAGUACGAACAGGCUGUACACGAUGAUUCUACAGGUAUGCACAACUGCCCGAGAGCCUCAACAACAAUCGACUACGUCGAGCCGUCAAAUGGCCUAAACGACAAUAUGCAGUCUGCUAAGACAACUAAGAAAAGGAAGGAUUUUCUUCUGGGGUCGAUAAACGUUGCAGGAUAUCAUCCAGGAGAUAACUGUGCGAUUUCGAAUUCAGGUAACCUAGCAGUGUCAAUUACAAGCUCGAAAAUGAACGGCGAUGAAACGCAACAUCGUUCAUCUCUAACUUCUAGUCUCAGCCCAUCUGUGGCUCUAUGUGGCGACCUUGCUCUAAUUAAAAGAACCGAAAAUUGCUUGCAAAUAGACAAUGAUGAAAGUAAAUCUAUGCAGACUUGUCAUAACAGUACGGUAGACAGUAACAACGAAAAUUCACCAAAAGAUUGUCUUGAUUUUGAAUGUGAAGGUGGCCCAAAAUUUCAGGAAAAGCCUGAUGAAGGUAAACCUGAUACUGAAAUUGAUUGUGAAGAUGGAAGUUGUUUCAUAAAAAAGGAUACAGAAGCACCUAUUGAUAUUGAUGAAGGGAUAAAGGAUAAUAACAAGGUGGCCCUUGAUGUCAAGUUCAUGGGUAAGGAUGGAGAAAUUGAGUUGCCUAAUGGAUCCAUUGAAGAAAGGGAACCAUUGAAUGGUGAGGGAGCACCAGAUGAUUUGAGUACAGAGGAUGACCAAAAUCCAUCAGUUGGGUCAAAUCUUCAGUUUCUGAAUACUGGUGAUUCUAUUGUUGUUCUUACUCAAGAUGCAAAUAACAUUGGUCUCUCUUCAAACUUGAACAAUAUGGCAGUAGCUGGUGAUAAACAGAUUGACUUAGGACAUUAUGAAUUCUCUGCUGUUCCUACAGAAAUCAGCAACUUGUCAGCAUCAUUGACAGAGAAUCAACCAACAUUUUUUCAAGUUGAGCUGUAUAGCACAUGUUCCCUACAGAAUGCAACUUGUCAAGUCCCUGCAACUGUUAUAUCUGCCCAACAGGUGUUAACUGUACCGCAACUCUUCAGUUGCUAUUGGGAUGGAUGCAAUACUCACUUCUUAUCAAAAGAGGAUCUAGUCGCUCAUGUCACAACUCAACAUGCAAAGCCUAUUGGACCACAAGAAUACAAAUGUUUAUGGAGAGGCUGUGCUAGGGACGGCAAGAUAUUUGACGCAAGGUAUAAAAUGCUAACUCACCUAAGAAGUCACACGGGUGAAAAGCCCCAUGUCUGUAUGGUUGAGGGUUGCCACAAGAGCUUUGCAAGACUUGAUAAUCUGAAGAUCCACACCAGAUCACAUACUGUAAACCUUACACUGGUGAAAAAUAGCAGGCGGAAAAGUGAUGGCAAAAAGAAAUUCGUAAUCCUAAUAGAACUAUUGUGGUUAUAGAGAAUGGAUGAUCGGGUCAAGAGAAGAAGUGAACAGGACGCGCAUAAUCGGUCGGUAUUUCUCAUAGCAGUCUGGUGAGUAAGAUCUUGCUUAAUUCCAUUUCAAUAGCGAACAGCUUCUUACUUUUGCUAUCGCAUACGACCGCCGACAUCUCAACCCGUGUCUAAUUAGGUCAUGCACAGUAAUUAACAAAAUUACAUAGUGGAUUUUUCGUAUUGCAGUUUAGCUAUCAAAGCUUUAACGAACUGGAUAAUCAAUGAAAUUAGACCUGGUCUGAAGAGAAGUUAUGGCGACUGAACACCAUAACGGGAAGUUCAAUGCACAGCUCCACGCUAACCUCAAUUGUGCUUACUAUCCCGAUUUAGAAGCUAGCUAAAUGUCACAAAAAUAAACGCAAUUCAAAAUAAUCAACUAGUCAUAAUCAUUCGAUUUGAAACAAACGCGUUUCUCAUUUAACAAACACCAAGUGUCGUUCUCGGAGUCUUUCUUUUUUAGAAAAACUUUUGCUUAACGUUUGCCAAGCCCUUCAUGAAAUACAUGAAAUGUUGUAUGUUCAGUUAAUGCAUUUUGUCUUUGAGAUUUUACGAUUGUUAUCUGUGUCGUCAUAAGUGUUGAGACCUUGAUUUCUAUAGCGUACAAUAGCUAGACAUUUCUUUAAGAGUAUGUACUAACCAUCAAUCUGUUGGUGACAGAGGUGGGAUAUCGUAGCCAACAAUUGGUAGGUCUUAGUUACAAUGACACAAAGUUUUCCUAUUGAAAAUGAAAUGUAAGGGGAUAUUUCUUUUAAAUAUCAGGCACUAUCAAAACAUCGUUGAAAAUUCACUGCUUCAGCGUAAUUGCCAAAGAAUUCUAAUUUAUGUUAAUAUAUGUAGAACAAUUCAAAAUAGAGCGCUUUUUGUAUUUGAAGAUGAAGAAUAAAGCUGGAGUUUUUGUAUUAGGUGCAGAUCAGUUCGAAAUAUUUAACAAUUGUCAUUUGUUACCGAAAUUUAAAAGUUAGCCUGUAUGAUUUGCUACUAGGUUAAACAAUUUGUCAUUCACCUAAAGACAAAAUAAUGAUAGGUUGACAAAUGGCUUUCCAGAUUUUCUUCGCUAUCACUGUUUCUGUUUCACACAUUAGUGGUGUUAAUCAAAUAAAUCUGGUAAAUUGCGACUUUGUGUAUCUCAAUCAAAGUAUUAUGCUUGGCAGACAGGUUUCAUUAAGUGUGAAAAAUAAACUAUUUCUAAAAGACGCGUUUUUAACAGCAAACAAGCACAAGGAAUUGUAAAUGUACAGUCAUUGUAUAGAAAUAAGCACGGGUUGAUAAUUAUGAGAAUUACGAGGUGUGAAAUAAAUAUUAUUGUUUAAUAUGUUGGAUUGCGAUUGCCAUUAAAGAGUCAAAGAAAAAUUAUGCCUGCAGGAAUUAUAUCUUGCAAAUUUUACAAGCAAUGUGAAAAUGAAAACAGAUAUUCAUUUCGAAAUUUCUCGUAAAAUGUGAACUGAAGAGUCCCAAGGAUUUGAAUGUUCGUGUUGCAGGUGUGCUACACUUUGCUCUUCUCUUACUGCCGCUAUGAAGGCAUAGCAAUGUUUUGUCUGUGCAAUGUUGAGAAAUGGUAAUGACAGGGAAGACAUGCCCGUGCUAUUUGGUCAUUGCUAAUUUUCAAGCAAUUUAAUUUCGCUACUGACAUGGUAAAGAUUUUAGAUAAGCUAUUAUAAGCAGGUUUUAUUGUCGUUUAUGAGACCAAACGAGCAUCCUAGCGAUAAGUUCGUAAUCGCUUCAGUUUUAAUAAACUUCGGGUCUAGAACUACAUCGUCAGCUGGCUUUUCUUACGAUAAUUUUGAUUGUAUUGGCGGUUACUAUGAUCAGUAUGUCCAUGUGUGUUUGAGAUUGUGUACAUAAAGAGAGCGCCGACGUGUUUGAGGUUAUGGCUCGCGCUCACUUCGGGUCACGGCGUUGCCUCUUAGAUAUCCACAGCGAAAAUCUUAGAGCGACGUAAAUGAAAACUGGGCGCCCCUCGCUUGAAUAUUCAUUACUUGAAAGUACAGCUUCUGCUCCUUUUUUGAAGAGAAACGGUUGUUUAAUUUGUCUUUGAUAUCAUUUUCUUUGAUUUGCAAGUUUCCGACAAACGAAAAAACAACAGACUAAAGCGCCUUCUCUAAGUCUAGAAGCUGCAUGUGAUUAACUCAAAGAGCGAAAAUCUGCAAUUUUGGUUAGGCCGUAUCGCAAAGCGCAAGAUAAACGAGGCUAGUAUACCGCAACGUGUCCAAAAGCAAUGCGGCAUUUUUUCAAAAGAGAUGUUCUUUAAGUGCGUCGCGUCGCUUAGACGGAAGAAACUGAAACAGCCUUUACACCAAAUGAGAUGACGAAAUUUGAAUGUAAAUUUACUGUUUUGUUAUUGACGAGCUAGCACUUGAUCUGCUUAAUUUGCGUAGGGAAUGUUUCCAGUUGGAAAUACAUGUAACAUUAUAGCCAGUUUAAGCAAUGCAGUUAGCAAUCGGUGAAUGGCGGCUGUAGGUUUUCACCCUAACCAAAACAGGCUACGUGCAGGAACUACUGUUUAGAUAGGUGGACAAUAACACAGGGAAACAAACAGCUCUUCAAGGUGCCCGAGGCCUUUGGUUUUGUUACUCAAAGUGCCAGCCUACGUGAAGCUUUGCCCAAAUCUUUUAAGUGUUUCAUAUUGAUACGUUGCUCUUCAUAAUGCAAAAUCAAUAAAACUUGACUUUCAGAAUACCCUCACAAAUUUCUGAAACUUAUUGAGAAAUACUUUUAAUCAUAAUCAACAAAAAACUCAACAACAUUGUUACAGUUGAGUUAAUUGCAAUGCUUCUGAUGAUGCAAGCAUUGUUCACUUUAAUGAGUAUAUGGUAGAAUUCAUCUUAUAAUAUUCUAAUUCAGUUUAUUUUGAUCUCUUUUAUUCGCUAAGGUUUAUUUUCUUCUGUUAUUCUGUAUUGUGUUAUUCGUUGCCAUCGAAUCAUUAUUAUUAUUUGCAAUGAAUGUUCAACAGAUGGAAAACGUACUCUACUGGUUCAAGGGGCAUUUCAAACCUGUUGGAACAGUCUAUCAAAAGUGUCUUUGAUUAAUAACCAAAGUAAACUUGCCUUCUUUUAGAUUUUGCUUCAAGUUCUUCAACUUGUUAUCUUUCAGAGAGUCAGAUAGAGGGGAAGGAGGGGUUCUACCUUAUCCCUUCAUUACUUAAACCUCUAAAGAUACCUUUAAAUGAAUGUUAGAUGAACGUACAUAACUAUGCCAUAUUCCAUUUUUUGCUUAAAGUUCCGUUUUAUGCAAGGCAGCAAUAAAAAUAUCUCGGGUAUUGCAAACAGAUAUCCAUCUUUAAGCUAGCACGAAAAGACGGAAAUUCGAUUAAGUAGCUCAUCAUCUUUUCUUGGAUGCAGAAACUGCUUAGUCACUUGUUAAAAUGUUUUUGUAAUAACUAUCAAAGUUUCUCAAUCUGCUUGUUAAGCUACAUUCCCAAGAUAUUCAAAGUCCCUAUGUUUCUAUAGUCAUAGAAUUUGCCAUUAUGUCAGUGAUUCCAAAUGUAAGAGCAAUAUGUAUGCUUCAUUUGACAUUUAGUUUAUGUCAUCUGUCGCAUCGCUGCACCUGCGUUUUUCCUCUGGUAUCAGCAGUUUCAUUUCCAGAGUUGCUAGGUUAAGUGAAAGCAAGUCGCCCUCCAUGAGACGUAAUUAGUGGCUGUAGAGAGAUUGUAGAGUUUGGAGGAGAAUUCCUGUUGAGUGCUGCAAGAAUCGUGCUUGAAGCUCGUGUUUUCCUGAAACAUUGUUCUCUAUUCUGUCUCCUGACCAAAAAGAGAAAAACUUAGUUUUAUAAAGAAAUAUAAGUCGCCCUCCAUGAGACGUAAUUAGUUGUUGUAGAGAGAUUGUAGAGUUUGGAGGAGAAUUCCUGUUGAGUGCUGCAAGAAUCGAGUUCGAAGCUCGUGUUUCCCUGAAAUAUUGUUCUCUAUUCUGUCUCCUGACCAAAAAAAAUUUGUUUUAAUAAGAAAUAUAAAUUAGUAAAAGAAAACUAAUAUAAAUAACUAUUAUGUUGCACGAUUAUUUUGUGAAAUUUUACUAGAUUCCAUAUGCUUUUAAGUCUCAAAAAUAGUAAAAAGCAUUUAAAUGCAAUUUGGUUCAUAGGAAAAACUAAUAUAUCAGAAAAGAAAGUAUGAAUAAGGAUUAUUACUUUGUAAUUUAAGGCUCUUUUUCAAUAUUUUUGCUUUUGUAUAAUGUAUUUGAAAGCUGCAAAAUAAAUAAGAACUUGAUGGAAAUGGUGAAAUUAUUUUAGGUAUCUUAGAAUUUUCUGUUUAUUUGAAACUGAAACUAUGUCUGAAUUCAUAUUCUGAGGAACAGUAUUUCAAAUACUAAAUUUCUCAAUUUGUUGAAUAUCUUUCACCAAAAAUACUUAUUUGGAAGACUAAUUUUCAUUGCUAUUUUGCUAGCUUCAAAGAAAUUAAAAGCUGAAACAGAACCGUUGGUAUAACAUCACGAGAAGCUAAGCGACAGUAUCAAUGUUGUCACAGCUUUACCAUAAUGGCAACUCCAGUAAUGUGCUCUAAGAGGAGCAGAACACUAGAUUUUUAUUUGUUCAAGUACAAAUUUAGAGGCAAUAAAGUGCUAGUGCCGCUGCCUCUUCUUGCUUUUAUAUUUGAAUGACGGCAUUUAUAUUUGAAUGACGGCAAUGUGGCUCUGCAGCAUGCAGCCAAUUUAAAGAACUUGAUGUACGAAUGGUGCCAUAAGGACGAGCAUUUUUAGCUCUUUAUGUACAAUAUAUCAGGUUUUUUAAAUUUCCUCUUUUUCCAAGCUUAGAUUGUCUGUCUCUGUUUAUAGCUAACUAUUGAGUCUCUUCGACCCGUCAGAUGUCCGCCAAAGAUAUGCUUCUAAAGUGAACAUUUCCCGAAUGACUGAUUAGACAGGCGCCUUUGAAAUGGAAAAAACUUUCAGUAAUUGUCAUGGUGUUGGAGUCAGCAUUUUCGCCGAACGCAAGGACAAGAGAUGAUAUGAUCGUGUUUCUCUUCAAUUGUGUCUGUGUGUCUGUUCUUUAAAUAACAUUACUCCGACUUGUUCUCCCUAGACACAAGAAUCCAUGGCACUUUUUAGAUGCUUAAUUAAUUAAUCUGAGUAAAUUUCUGAAUAACAGUUUCCAAGCAGGCCAUGCCAUCGGCUAUUAAAGCGAGGCAACAAUUGCUAAUAGCAUUUCUGUUGCUACGAUUGACUGAUAACAUCGAAUGCAAAAUCCAUUUCAAAGAAAUGCGUGUUUUUGAUGCAGUUAGUUCUGCAUUUGAAUUGUAUGGAUAUGCUGAAUUCAUCUAAUUCCAAAACUCUAUUGGCUUGCAAACUUUGAUCUAUCGCACUAUAUUCACCACAAUUAACUAUGUUUGCUUGAUUUGCUUCUUGUAAUUGUAUGCGUUAAAACUUUUAAUUUGAUCCCAUGUCUUGCAAUUCAUAAGCUUGAGUUGUUUCUUUUAGUUUUCUCUUCUUUAUGUUAGGCUAUAUAAGUUAGGACUUCAUGACUCUGGUUGAAUAUUUUUAGCAAAAUUGGUCAGGGAAACUAAUAAACCAAAGUGUUAAGUUUCUUUUUUAAUUAUCAAACUGUUGUGAAAGGAUAUUCUUUAUUUCUUUGCUUUUGUUUUGAUUAUCUUCAAAAUAUUAAUGUUGCUUUCCAAUACUCAUUGAAUAUUUUUUCGAAUCCUUCGCUUAUCUCUUUCUUUUGUUGUAGAUACUUUGUUAUUUGCAAAAGGCAUUCGUAACAAUAUUUCAACAUUCUGAUUGAGUCUUUUAUAAUGUCAAAUUCUUGAGUUAAUUUUCUUAUUCGGAUUGUUGACAGUGUUAAAGAAUGGAUGAUGAACAACCAUAAAUGAGAGAUGAAACGGUGCUUCUUGUGGAUCAAUGAGUGCUCCUCUAUUCGUCCAUCCAUGUGGAUCAAGGGGUGUUUCUCUACUCGUCCGUCCGUCCAUUCUUUUUAAUCAGAUAAUGUUUGAGUUAUCAUUGACAAGUGUGUUGUUAUGAAAAGAGCAAGGGGGCCUCGCGGGAAAUGUCUCAAGAUCAACAGUAAAAGUAGAGAACAUCAAAGGGGCUCACUGUUCAGCACCCCUGAGCCCCCAAGCUCUACAGCCUUAAUUUGUUGACAGUACAUGUCACCCUUUGAUAAUGUUGCUUCAUUUGCAGGCUUUAUCACUAACUAGUCCUUAAGGAAACAGCGCUGAUAACAAGGUUUGGUGGUGCCUAAAAGUGUUAUUGUCCUAUGCUACUCUGCAUAGAAUAUAGAGUUUAAUGAAGUCAUGAAGCAAUUACCACUGAAAAGCUAUGGGCAUAAGUAUCACCAAAUCAGCCAAAUUGCAUAUACUGUUCAAAUUUUUGUAAAAUUAGCUGGUAAAGCUCUUUUACCGCGUCUAAGCUACAAUUAUACGAUAGUUUUGGUUAUUUCAUCAUUUUGUAUCUAUAGAAAUUAUGCUGUCUUUCUACUAGGCCAGUGCUAAAAACGAUUGCGGAUAGUUUGCCAUAUAAUUCUUACGUGGAAGUACACUUCUGUAAAAAAAACGUUAUGGAGAAAGCAAAAUUAAGUUAUGACAGAGUAGACCAAACGAAACCAAGUUUUUUUAUCAAGUUUUAUGUAGCAAUAAAUGAAAAGAGGAUACUAAAAACAAAACCUUGGUUCAAUUCAGAAAAGAACUUAAUAGAGGAACAUUUUGCCACUGACUGCACUUUUGGAACUUUGAAUGCAAGUAGACAUUGAAGUAUGCAUACAAUCUUUAGG